Molecule: messenger RNA, 1063 nt
Organism: Gossypium raimondii (Peruvian cotton)
Lineage: Eukaryota; Viridiplantae; Streptophyta; Magnoliopsida; Malvales; Malvaceae
Product: ras-related protein RABH1e
Exons: 6
Coding region: 142-768 (208 amino acids)
Molecular function (GO): GTP binding; GTPase activity
Source: RefSeq, a predicted model, not a curated record
CAUCCUUUUUCAUCUCCAUUAAAUUUCCAUUUCCAUCUAUAGUAUUCAUCAUAAUAAUUUGAGAACCAUAUUUCUUCCAUAUAUCAGAUCUGAAUCUCUCUCGUUUACCAUAAAAAAUCGAGAGAACAAAUUGCAAAGAAAAUGGCGACAGUGUCCCCUCUCGCCAAAUACAAGCUGGUCUUCCUAGGCGAUCAAUCCGUUGGCAAAACCAGCAUCAUCACCCGCUUCAUGUACGAUAAAUUCGACACCACUUAUCAGGCCACUAUAGGAAUUGAUUUUUUGUCAAAAACAAUGUAUCUUGAAGAUAGAACGGUUCGAUUGCAGCUUUGGGAUACGGCUGGCCAGGAGAGAUUUAGGAGUCUGAUUCCAAGUUAUAUUAGAGAUUCUUCUGUUGCAGUAAUUGUCUAUGAUGUAGCUAAUAGACAAUCAUUUUUGAACACUUCAAAGUGGGUUGAAGAGGUACGCACAGAACGAGGCAGUGAUGUCAUUAUUGUCCUUGUUGGCAACAAAACUGAUCUUGUUGAUAAAAGGCAGGUUUCUAUAGAGGAAGGAGAUAACAAGGCAAAAGAAUUUGGAAUCAUGUUCAUUGAAACCAGUGCCAAAGCCGGAUUCAACAUCAAGCCACUGUUCCGCAAGAUAGCAGCAGCAUUACCAGGGAUGGAAACCCUUUCUUCAACAAAACAGGAAGACAUGGUUGAUGUGAACUUGAAGUCGAGCGGUAAUUCAUCCCAGAAUACAGAGCAGCAAGGAGGGGGUUGUGCAUGUUAAAACAGAUAAUGUGUUUUACUAAACAAGAAAGCAUUUAAGCAUUUUUAUUUAACCACACAAGUAAAACUUAGCAGACACGGUAAAAGCAUUGUGAUUCAUUUUGUUUGUGGUAGUUCGUGAGGUCUUUUUAUAUUAUUCCAUGCAUUUGGGUGGGAAGUAGAGUUCCAACUCUCUUUUUUUUUUUUUUGUCUCGGAAAAUUACAUUCUAGGAAUAGUCAUUUAUUGGGAGUUGGGGAUCUUUAAUGUUCAUGAUGUCAGAUUAAUAUUCUAUAUUAAAAUGAAAGCUUCAUUUUCA